AUGUCUCAGAACGCUCAGAAUCCAUCUCAGAUGGGCGAGGAGGAGAUGAGCGAGGCUUUCGGUCCCCUCCCCGUCAGCAAACUCGAGGACUUUGGCAUCUCAGGCUCUGAUUGCAAGAAGCUGGCGGAAGCGGGCUACAACACGGUCGAGAGCAUCGCCUUCACGCCCAAGAAGAACCUGCUCCUCGUCAAGGGUAUCUCGGAGGCAAAAGCAGACAAGGUCCUGGCCGAAGCCGCCAAGUUGGUGCCCAUGGGCUUCACCACCGCCACCGAGUUCCACGCACGCAGAAACGAGCUCAUCUCAAUCACGACCGGCUCCAAGAACCUUGACGCUAUCCUCGGCGGUGGUAUGGAAACCGGAAGCAUCACCGAGCUGUACGGCGAGUUCAGGACAGGCAAGAGUCAGCUUUGCCAUACCUUGGCUGUCACUUGCCAACUGCCCGUCGACAUGGGCGGUGGUGAGGGCAAGUGCCUUUACAUCGACACUGAGGGCACCUUCCGACCUGUGCGUCUCUUGGCCGUCGCCGAACGAUACGGUCUCGAUGGAAAUGAAGUACUCGACAACGUUGCCUAUGCUCGAGCAUACAAUGCCGACCACCAGCUUCAACUCUUGAUGCAGGCUUCUGCGAUGAUGGCCGAGUCGCGCUUCUCGCUUCUAAUCGUCGAUUCGCUCACCUCGCUCUACCGUACCGACUUUUCUGGCCGAGGUGAGCUCUCCGCUCGACAGAUGCACCUGGCCAAGUUCCUGCGUGGUCUGAUGCGAUUGACAGACGAGUUCGGUGUCGCUGUCGUCAUCACGAACCAGGUCGUGGCUCAGGUCGAUGGAGCCACUGCGUUCACCGCUGAUGCCAAAAAGCCCAUUGGAGGCAACAUUGUCGCGCACGCCUCGACCACGCGACUCUCUCUGCGCAAGGGUCGUGGCAACCAGCGUAUCUGCCGUAUUGCCGACUCGCCAUGCCUUCCCGAGGCCGACGCUGUCUUUUCGAUUGGCCCAGAGGGCAUUAUUGAUCCCGUUGACUGA
Molecule: messenger RNA, 1020 nt
Organism: Kalmanozyma brasiliensis GHG001
Lineage: Eukaryota; Fungi; Basidiomycota; Ustilaginomycetes; Ustilaginales
Product: DNA recombination and repair protein Rad51, C-terminal
Exons: 1
Coding region: 1-1020 (339 amino acids)
Biological process (GO): DNA recombinase assembly; double-strand break repair via homologous recombination; mitotic recombination
Cellular component (GO): condensed nuclear chromosome
Molecular function (GO): ATP hydrolysis activity; double-stranded DNA binding; single-stranded DNA binding
Source: RefSeq, a predicted model, not a curated record